AUGGACCGAUCCAAAGAAGUCAUCAUCCUCGGCGGUGGUGUUUCAGGCCUUGGAAUGGCCGUCCAACUGAAGCGUUUCCUUGGCCACGACAGGUUCACCAUCUACGAAAAAUCAGACAACGUUGGAGGGACUUGGUGGCAUAACCGGUACCCUGCAUGUGCCUGCGAUAUCCCCAGCCAUUUUUACUCGUACAGCUUCGCCAUCAAGCCCGACUGGACAACCACCUAUCCUGGCCGUGAUGAAUUGCACCAAUACUUCAUGUCUGUCGCUGAGAAAUACGACAUCAUCCCGCAUUGCCACUUCAACAAAAUGUGCUUGGACUUGACCUGGGACUCCUCGCGAUCGGUGUGGAUCUGUACGUUCCAGGAUACACUCAGCGGAGAGAUUCUAAAGCGCGAGGCCCCAGUGGUUGUCAGCGCAAUCGGAACUCUGGACCGGCCAUUUAUCCCCAAGAUUGAGGGCGCAGAGACUUUCCAGGGGAAGAUGUUCCAUAGCGCCCGUUGGGACGACAGUCUGACGCCCUAUUCCAAGAACAUUGUUGUUCUUGGAAACGGUGCGUCAGCUACGCAGUUUGUGCCGGAGAUGGUGAAGCGUGUCGGGCCCAAGGGGAGCGUCAAGCAGUUCGUCCGCAGCGCGCACUGGUGGACAAAGAGGGGAAACCCCAAAUAUUCAGAGCCCUUCAAGGCGGUCAUGAAAUACGUCCCCUUCGCCGCUCGCAUCUACCGCAUAUGCCUGGCAUGGCAGCUAGAGAGUGUCUUCUACUCCUUCUACAUGACCUCGAAGGGGGCAGCCAUGCGCCAGAAGAUCCGAGACACCACCCACGCCUACAUUGAGAACGACGCUCCACCGCAGUACCGUGAGAUCCUCAAGCCAAACUACGAGCCCGGGUGCAAGCGUCGCGUCAACACAGCAACAUAUCUUGCCUGUCUGCAUUCGCCGCAGAUGCUCCUCACCAGGGACAACGUUGUGAAGAUCGGAGAAGACUACAUCGUGACAAACACCGGAGCCCAAUACCCGGCCGACGCGAUUAUCUUCGCCACGGGCUUCCUCACUCAGCGCUGGCUGUAUCCGAUUAACGUCAAGGGCAUUGGCGGCAAGGACCUGCACCAAGCGUGGGACGCCAGCGGGGGAGCCGAAGCAUAUAGAGGAACUGUUGUCACCGACUUCCCCAACUUCUUCAUCCUCUACGGCCCCAAUGCCGGCACGGGCCAGCAUUCAGUCAUUUUUCACUCCGAGUGCCAGAUCAACUACACCUGCCGUCUGCUGCGCCCCGUCCUAGGCAGGAAUGGUAAUGCCGAUAGCAUCAUGGUGAAGCCAAGCGCACAGCAGCGAGACCUGGAAUGGGUGCAUAGGAAGCUAAAGGACUUGGUUUUUGAUAGUGGCUGCCAAAGCUGGUGGAUGGAUCCUGUUACCAGGAAGAAUACCUUUAUCUACCCGGACCCGAUGUAUAAGUACUGGCUGCGUACAAUCUUCCCUCGCUGGGGCGAUUUCCAGAUCAAGAGAAGUGAGCCCUCGGGAAGUGAUCUCCGGAAGGUGGUUUUUGGGGUGGCCUUGUCAAUGGGGUUGUUGGCGAGCUGUGCCGCAGCGUUUCUAUGGGAUAGAGGAUUGUGGCUCGGGUUUCGAGUUGGGGAUGGAGGGCUAUAG
Messenger RNA from Aspergillus puulaauensis, 1644 nucleotides. RefSeq names its product flavin-containing monooxygenase. The transcript is spliced from 3 exons. The record is from RefSeq and is a predicted model, not a curated record. NCBI's taxonomy places the organism in Eukaryota, Fungi, Ascomycota, Eurotiomycetes, Eurotiales, Aspergillaceae. Bases 1 to 1644 code for a protein of 547 amino acids.